UGGGAAUUGUUGGGAACUGCUUGCAUCUUCGUGCUCGCACCGCUCAUCGCGAUCACUCUGAUCCUUUUAUACAUCUAUCGUCGUUCGGUCGAAAUCGUGUUAAGAAUCCAGUUGCGGGGCAAGUUCGCUGGUCUCUUGAAGAGCACGGAUUGCGUAUGGGCCAUUGAAGACGCCGUUUCUCCAUCUGUUAUCACUGUCUUGUUGAUAUUGGAGAAAACCGCGCAGGAUACAAACACGAACUUCCUGGAGUCUUUCAGGAUUCUGAUAAAUGAACGGAUUGUUUCAAAGGCCGCUGGCACGACGCUUGAGAAAAUGUUUUACCUUCGAAGUCAGAAAUACGGCUACUAU
Wasmannia auropunctata (little fire ant) is the source of this 348-nucleotide messenger RNA. RefSeq lists its product as uncharacterized. Lineage: Eukaryota; Metazoa; Arthropoda; Insecta; Hymenoptera; Formicidae. The record is from RefSeq and is a predicted model, not a curated record. The annotation marks the transcript as partial. The transcript has a single exon.